UUUAGGAUUAAUUUUGUUUAAACGCAAGUUUAAAACAAGUGAUUUUACAAAAUAUUUCAAUAUGAAUGCUCUAUAGCCAAAAAAGAUAUGCAUGCCCUUUUCCAUAAAUGAAUAAUAACAAAACUAGCAAGAACUUUUGUUUAUAAAAUUACUGCCACUGAAACUAUGUCUGUUACAAUAAAUAAUUUUUCUAAUAAUCUUAUGGAAAGGAAACGUGUUAUAAAAACAACAAGAAUACAAUAUGAAAUAUAUGUAAAAUUCUUAGAAGAAAAUAAACCAUUCGCUCUUGGCAAAACUGAUUUAAUUGCUAACGAAAACUAUUUUGCUGAGAAAUGGAAUGAAUUAACUGCACUAUUGAAUACCUCAGGCGCUGGUCCCACUCGAACACAACAAUCUUGGAAAACGCUGCUAUGUGGAUGGAAAAAUCAAACUAGAUCAAAAGCAAGAAAGGUGCAAGCAAAUAAUCUGUUAAAUCAUCAAACAGGAAAUGGAAGCUUAGUUUUAACAGCGGUAGAAAAAAGAGCUUUGAAUGCUUGGAAUGGCGUUGAAGAAUAUUCAGAUUAUCAAGCUUUGCCCAAUGUUCCUAUUGGAAUAACAAUUAAACGAGAUUUAAGUUCCUGCCAUAAUUCACCGCAGAAUGAUGAUAAUGAAUCUAGUGAUGAAUUUGUUCCUCCUCCUCGGAAUAGUAUUCAGGAACCUGAAGUCUUUGUUUCAAUGCCAAUGGACUAUGAACAGCCAGGUGUAUUACAAGAGGAAAAAUACAACAAUAUAGAAUUUGAAAAUGAGGACAUUAAUAAUAUGACUGCAAUAUUGGUAAAUGCAACCAACACAAAUACAAAGAUUAUCAAGGAAGUGCACAUGGCUACGAGUAGUGCGUUGGAAGCGGUAGCAGCCUCAGUUAAUAAAGUUGGUGAAGCUUUGCUUGCAUUAGCUCAGGCCCAGCAAUUAGCACAUACAAAUGAGAAAUUAAGGUUAGAAUUUGCAUUAGCGAAAAUAAAAUUAGAAUUAGCUCAGAUAAAUAAUAGGCAACACUAG
Molecule: messenger RNA, 1035 nt
Organism: Ctenocephalides felis (cat flea)
Lineage: Eukaryota; Metazoa; Arthropoda; Insecta; Siphonaptera; Pulicidae
Exons: 5
Coding region: 166-1035 (289 amino acids)
Source: RefSeq, a predicted model, not a curated record